This is a messenger RNA of Dromiciops gliroides (monito del monte), 2959 nucleotides long. RefSeq names its product glycogen phosphorylase, muscle associated (gene PYGM). The record is from RefSeq and is a predicted model, not a curated record. Gene Ontology annotation, cellular component: cytoplasm. Lineage: Eukaryota; Metazoa; Chordata; Mammalia; Microbiotheria; Microbiotheriidae. The transcript is spliced from 20 exons. Gene Ontology annotation, molecular function: pyridoxal phosphate binding; glycogen phosphorylase activity. Bases 146 to 2674 code for a protein of 842 amino acids. Gene Ontology annotation, biological process: glycogen catabolic process.
CACUGUCCACUCUCUGGCUUGGAGGCCUCAGGCAGAUUCCACCUGUUCCUGCCUGUAAGGCUUGCCAGCCCCUGAGCCUAGCUGCGUCAGCUCUCUGCCUGCCCCGGCCCCUUUUUGGCCUCUGCCAAGCCCACCAAGGUCCACCAUGUCUCGGCCCCUGUCAGACCAUGACAAGCGCAAACAGAUCAGCGUGAGAGGCCUCGCUGGUGUGGAGAACGUAUCUGACCUGAAGAAGAACUUCAACCGGCACCUGCACUUCACCCUGGUCAAGGACCGCAAUGUGGCCACCCCCCGAGACUACUACUUCGCCUUGGCGCACACGGUGCGGGACCACCUGGUGGGCCGCUGGAUCCGCACCCAGCAACAUUACUAUGAGAAGGACCCCAAGCGGAUCUACUAUCUCUCCUUGGAGUUCUACAUGGGCCGAACCCUGCAGAACACAAUGGUGAACCUGGGCCUGGAGAAUGCUUGCGACGAGGCCACGUACCAGCUGGGCUUGGACAUGGAAGAACUGGAGGAGAUUGAAGAAGAUGCAGGCCUGGGGAAUGGAGGCCUGGGGCGUCUGGCUGCUUGCUUCCUAGACUCCAUGGCCACCCUGGGCCUGGCUGCCUAUGGCUAUGGCAUUCGGUACGAGUUUGGAAUUUUCAACCAGAAGAUCAGUGGGGGCUGGCAGAUGGAGGAGGCAGACGACUGGCUGCGUUACGGCAACCCUUGGGAGAAAGCCCGGCCCGAGUUCACGCUGCCCGUCCACUUCUAUGGUCGUGUGGAGCACACCAACCAGGGGGCCAAGUGGGUGGACACCCAGGUGGUGCUGGCCAUGCCCUAUGACACCCCCGUGCCUGGCUAUCGCAACAACACUGUGAACACCAUGCGCUUGUGGUCUGCCAAAGCCCCUAACGACUUCAACCUCAAAGACUUCAAUGUUGGGGGGUACAUCCAGGCUGUGUUGGACAGGAAUCUGGCAGAGAACAUCUCCCGGGUCCUGUACCCCAAUGACAACUUCUUCGAAGGCAAGGAGCUGCGGCUAAAGCAGGAAUACUUUGUGGUGGCGGCCACGCUUCAGGACAUCAUCCGCCGCUUCAAAUCCUCCAAGUUUGGCUCCCGGGACCCCGUGCGCACCAGCUUUGACGCGUUCCCAGACAAGGUGGCCAUCCAGCUCAAUGACACCCACCCGUCCUUGGCCAUCCCUGAGCUGAUGCGUAUUCUGGUCGACCUGGAGAAACUGGACUGGGACAAGGCCUGGGAUGUGACCGUGAGGACCUGCGCCUAUACCAACCACACUGUGCUGCCCGAGGCCCUGGAGCGCUGGCCCGUCCACCUCAUGGAGACCCUGCUGCCCCGGCACCUGCAGAUCAUCUAUGAGAUCAACCAGAGGUUUCUCAAUCGGGUGGCAGCAGCAUAUCCGGGGGACAUGGACAGACUGAGGCGCAUGUCACUUGUGGAGGAGGGUGGUGUAAAGAGGAUCAACAUGGCCCAUCUGUGCAUUGCCGGCUCCCACGCUGUCAACGGGGUAGCCCGGAUCCACUCCGAGAUCCUCAAGAAAACCAUCUUUAAGGAUUUCUAUGAAUUGGAACCCCACAAGUUCCAGAACAAAACCAAUGGGAUCACACCGAGGCGUUGGCUGGUGCUUUGUAACCCAGGCCUGGCGGAGGUCAUUGCAGAGAGGAUUGGGGAGGACUACAUCUCCGACCUGGACCAGCUCCGAAAGCUGCUGUCCUUUGUGGACGACGAGGCCUUCAUCCGAGACGUGGCCAAGGUCAAGCAGGAGAACAAGCUGAAGUUUGCUGCCUAUCUGGAGCGAGAGUACCGUGUACACAUCAACCCCAACUCGCUGUUUGACGUCCAGGUGAAACGGAUCCACGAAUACAAGCGGCAGCUUCUCAACUGUCUUCACAUCAUCACCCUGUACAACCGUAUUAAGAAGGAGCCCAACAAAUACUUCGUCCCCCGGACAGUGAUGAUUGGGGGGAAGGCAGCCCCUGGCUAUCACAUGGCUAAAAUGAUCAUUAAACUCAUCACGUCCAUUGGUGAUGUGGUCAACAAUGACCCCGUGGUUGGGGACCGCCUCAAAGUCAUCUUCCUGGAGAAUUACCGGGUUUCCUUGGCUGAGAAAGUGAUCCCCGCAUCAGACCUUUCUGAGCAGAUCUCCACGGCGGGCACCGAGGCAUCGGGCACGGGCAACAUGAAGUUCAUGCUUAAUGGGGCACUGACCAUUGGCACUAUGGAUGGAGCUAAUGUGGAGAUGGCUGAGGAGGCCGGCGAGGAGAACUUCUUCAUUUUUGGAAUGAGGGUUGAGGAUGUGGACCGGCUCGACCAGAGAGGGUACAACGCCCAGGAAUACUAUGACCGUAUCCCCGAGCUCCGGCAGAUCAUCGAGCAGCUUAGCGGUGGCUUCUUCUCUCCCAAACAGCCUGACCUGUUCAAGGAUAUUGUCAACAUGCUCAUGCACCAUGACCGUUUUAAGGUCUUUGCUGACUACGAAGCCUAUAUCCAGUGCCAGGAGAAAGUCAGCGACUUGUACAAGAACCCUCGGGAAUGGACUCGAAUGGUGAUCAAGAACAUUGCCACAUCGGGGAAGUUCUCCAGCGACCGAACGAUUGCACAGUACGCCAGGGAAAUCUGGGGGGUGGAGCCCACCCGUCAGCGCCUGGCUGCCCCCGAUGAAGUGAUCUGAGCAGUGGGCCCCGGGACCCACGCUCACCAAGAUUCCUGGCUCUGCCUCCCGACUCUCCGCACCCUGAUCUGGUGGCAUCUUUCUGGGCCCCCAAGUCCCCACUUCACUUGAUUGCUCCCCAAGGUUCUCCUCCCUAGCGCCCUCCCCGCUGUUAUUUAUGGUGUGUGUGUUGGGGGCGGGGGGCUGUGCCUGGGCCCUCCAGCCCUAGGGAGGUUCUCGGCCCACAGCUCUUCCCCACCUUCUUGGGCAAAACCUUAACCCAUUAAAAGUGUCACCAAACCGCGA